UCAACCAAUCAUGAUAUGCCGGGAAAUCCCCGAGUAUCUGGAAAUCCCAAUGUUGACGGCCUGUUAAUGGAAAAUCCAAACUUAUACUGUCCUCAGUCCAGCGGCAUCGGGGUGUUACGCCAUUAAACAUUGUCAGUAUCUGACAGAACUUUCUAGGUUGCAAAAUAGACCAUGGUGGACGAAAGCGAGGACUCCUUGGAUCUUACUGGGCACUAUUCCGCUGAAGAGGACCACGAUGUUCGCAUUGCCAUGGCGGUAGGCGAGGCAGGUCCCAAGCAGAAUGGUAAUAAUAACCUGUAUCCCACCACAAUGAAUGGAGUGGCUGCGGAAGUCACACCAGUAAUCAAUGGAUUCGGUUCAAAUACAGUUGGAGAUGAGCCAUAUUUGGAAAUCGUAGAGGAGCCUCAGUCUAGAGGAUUUCGUUUCCGUUACAAGUGCGAGGGCGGAUCACAUGGAGGACUGCAAGGAGAGAAUAGCGAGAAAGGAAAGAAAACAUACCCCACUGUCAGAAUCAAUAACUGGACUGGCGCGGCAAGGAUUGUAGUUUCCCUGGUAACAGAUGAAGAGGUGCCAAAAACUCACGCCCACGAGUUGGUCGGGAAGAACUGCCAAAACGGUAUUUGCUUGGUGGAAUUGAAAGGUGGUUCCAAUAACACUGCAACCUUUCCAAACAUGGGAGUUCAGCAUAUCACCCGUAGGAACCUGGUGAAUGUCUUGUCUGAAAGAAUUCAGGAGUCCAUCAGACUGAAUCAUGUUCUUGUUACAGGGAAUCCAAAUGCUGGCCUAACAGAGGCAGAGAAAAAUCAGGCCAAGGAACAGGCAGAGGAACAAGCCAAGGGUAUGCACCUCAGCACUGUGCGCCUGUGUUUCCAGGCUUACCUCAUGGACGAAAAUGGCACAUACAGUCGCAUGCUGCCGUCCGUGAUCUCAAAACAAAUUUAUGACUGCAAGGCCCCGGGGGCGGCAGCUCUGAAAAUUUGCCGUCUAGAUCGCCAGGCAGGCAGUGUCAGAGGAAACGAUGAAGUGUUUUUACUUUGUGAUAAAGUACAAAAAGAUGAUAUAGCAGUGCGUUUCUUUGAGGAAGAUGAAGAUGGGAGACUGAAAUGGGAGGCUUAUGGGAACUUCGGACCGCCAGAUGUACACCGCCAGUAUGCCAUAGUGUUCAAAACACCGCCAUAUUAUGACUUGAAGAUAACGAGGCCAAAGGUCGUCUAUAUGGAGCUCGUGAGGCGUUCAGACAAGCAGUCCAGUGACCCCAAACCUUGGACAUAUUACCCAGAGUUGGAGGAUAUGGAUGAGAUCUCUAAGAAGAGAAAGAAAACUGUUGGAUUCCCAUUUAGUCGUUAUGGUGGCUCUGGAGGCAGCUCAGGUGGCUACAGCAGCGGAGGCAGUGGGGGAGGAGGAUCUGGACUUGUGGGCCCUGCUGGGGGUACUGGGGCAGGAGGGAGCGCCACCUACAAUUUUGCAGGCACAUCACAAGGAGUGAACCGCCCUGUGAAUCCUCCAAUGAUGAAAGGAUCUGGGUAUGUACAGCAGCCAUCACUCAGCACACAGCCAAUCAGCAACCUCAAUGGAAACAUGUCAAGGGCAAAUCAACACCCAAUCAAAAUGCAGAAUAUUGGGGGAUCUAUGGCAGCACCCUCCUUUCCACAUUAUGGUCCCACUGACAGUGAAGAUUUGGUGACAGACUCAGCACCAGACUUUGAUGACAUGAACAUGUUCAGUCCUCCCUAUGACUCCUCCUCAAACCAGCCAUACUAUGGAUACCCUCAGAAAGGACUCCUUGCACGAGGCACCAUCUCAGUUGGGAAGGAAAACAACUGGAAAUCUGACAUGGAAAAUAUUACUUCAAAGACCAAGCAGAUGGGACUGGAUGAAGUCCCCAUUCCAACAAAAGGAACCUCCGCCCCAGAGCCUCAGCCUGAUUCUCUGUCACAACAAAACAAUGACUUGGUGAUGAGGCUGGCAGCAAGAACUGCAGAGGCUCUGCAGGAUUACGCUGCAACUGGAGAUACAAAAGCUCUUCUUGCAGUGCAGAGACACCUGGUGGGAGUUCAGGAUGAAGCAGGGGACAAUUGUGUCCACAUUGCUGUCAUCCAUAAACGAGUAGAAGCUUGUAAGAAUCUUCUUAGUGUGGCUGUCACUAUUCCAAACUCCAACAUUGUCAACCAACUCAACAAGAGAAGACAGACCCCCCUUCACUUGGCAGUACUGACCCAGCAGCCACUGGUGGUGGACCUCCUGCUGAAGAGUGGGGCAGACCCAUACAUAGUUGAUCUCCAUGGUAACACUGCCACUCAUCUUGCUGCAGAGCUGGGGUCCAAGGGCUGCCUGGAGGUGUUGCUGAAGUACAUGAGACUGAACACCAGUCCUAGUAAUCCCUUCCCAGAGCUUGCCAUGUACAACUAUGAAGGGUUUGCCCCUGUGCACCUGGCUGCCCUGUGUGGCUCUCUCCAGGCAUUAAAAGUCAUUCUGCGUGUCCAGACAGACGUCAAUAUCCAGGAUGGUAAGAGUGGACGUACGGCCCUCCACCAUGCCGUGGAGAAGGAAGACUUGGCUCUGGUGGGAUGCUUGCUGCUGGAGGCUGGGGCAGAUGUCAAUGCCACCACAUACGACGGCAACACUGCCCUCCAUCUUGCCUGCGGUCGUGAGUGCACAGGCAUGGUGGCUCUACUCAUGGCCGCCGGGGCUGACCCGAAUAUUGAAAACUCAGAGUUGUUGGAAGAAGAGAAAGAUGAUGAGGGAGAUGGAGUUGAUGAGGAGGAGAAAAAGAAAAAUGACCCAGAGGAGGACCUCAUAGGACACACUGCCUUUGAUUUAGCUUGGAGGAAUGCCAAGAUUCAAAAAAUACUGAAUGGGGAACCAUAUUCUACCUUCCGUGAUGUGGAGGACCAUAGUGCACAUCUCAUCAAGUCUGGGGGCAAAGUAUACACCCUUUCCCAGGACUCAGGGCUGGGAAGUUCAUCUGUAACAGGUGACCUUGAUAAACUAGACUACAUGUCCAGAGUCUCCCUGGCCAAGCUGCUGGAUCCCUGUAAAACUGACCAAGACUGGGAGGCAGUGGCCAAAUAUCUGGACCUGGGCCAUCUGGUCAGCACAUUCAGGCCACAGAAAAGUCCAACUCUGUCCCUUCUAGAUAACUACGAGGUAUUGGAUGGAACCAUUUCCCAGCUUACUCAAUGCCUGAAGGAGCUAGGGAGAACAGAUGCUAUUGCCAUCAUUGAAGAACUGCAAGAACUGGCAUCAGAAGUGAAGAAAACUGGGAUCCACAGCAGUGUGAAGCAGCUUAUACCACCAAGAAGAGGACAAGAACCAGAAAAAUGUGACUCUGGAGUCGAAAGUUUCUUUACACCUGAUGAUACAAGGCAGGAAAUUGUCACACAUUGAGAAAACUUCAGCUGGGUGUGACAUAAAUACUGUGGUUACAACAAAACUGUCCAGUUCCCUAGUAGGAAAAUUAUCUUCUCAACCCUGAAGCUAAGCCUCAGGACCUGGGGUGUGGGAACCAUCGCCAAGAUUUUGUAAAUUAUUUGGAACAUUAAAUGCGUGUUCGAUAAAAACUAAAAUCAAGAAUGCAAAAUUUAACAAAAUUGUUGUACAUACAAUAUACAUUCUUUUCUUGCUUUGCUUGUGACCCAUUAUGUUUUAUUAGAUUUUUAUCUCUAUAGACUUGGAUUGAAGGACUUUAGGAGAGGAACGUGGGAGGAAAAUUAAAUAAAACUCUGGUCCCACUAACAGAGUCUUUCCUACCUUUGUUUCAUAGUAGAGCGUGGCAUUAUUUUCAACAAACAUAAUAUUUUGUCUUAAAUAUUAUGCACCAUCAUUCAAAUUUAUCUGCCAGGGCUGUAUCUUCCCAACAAUCAGAAACACACUGUUCAGAAAUCCUCUGUUACACAAUCCAAUUGAAAGAGCCUACUAGUUCUCCAAUUAUGACUUUUUAUAUCAAAUUAAUGAAAUUUGUUGCCGGUAAACAUGGAGGGGGAAAAAGGGAAUUGUCCAAUACGCCAAUCUAUCAAGUUUUUUUUUUCUUUUCUUUCUUUUUUGCCACAUCUAACAAUUCAACAUUUUUUACAUGUUAAGGGUAUUAUAAAGUCAUGUUAUAGUGUUAGGUGAAGUUUUGUUGAAUUAUUGAAUUUUUUCUGAGACAUUUAAAAUUUUAAUACAGUGCUUUGUUUUAUUUACCUUAAGACGUCAUUGAUUUCCCCUUUCUUAGGCUGUCCAAAGACAUUUAAGUUUCAGCAUAAAGAAAAUAAUUUGGUUAGAAAUUUUAGAAAAAUUUCAUGAAACAGAAUUUAAAUAAGUUCAAGAUCACCUUAUAAGAUGAAAAAAGGAGAAAAAAUCUAAGAACUCUGGAGAAAAGAAUCUGAACUUAAUGGGAUCUUUAGAUGCUUCAUGUGAUGAACAGUGUUAUAAAUCAUAACACUUGACUUUUGGUGUGCUCUGUAUGUGUAACUGCUAAUAUCAUAGAUAUAAUAUGUAUUGCCCUCAAUUAUGUCAAGUAUAUUCUGUUCAGGGGACUUUGUGUUGGGUUUAUUAUAAAGAAGUAUUCAAAUUGUGGAAUUUCUACUAUUACACAUCACCACUUCAUGUACUAUUGUACUUGAAUAGUUCAGAUUUAAAUUGAGGAAUUUCUGCUUGUGCACCUCUUUGUAAAUUGCCUUUUAAGUAUGUUAUACCUUGGAAGAUCUAUCUACUUUCUUGGUGAAACAUUUCCCUCUAAAGCUACUGGUAGUUCUGCUAUGGCAGUAUCUUUUAUUGACAAUUAUUGAAAUAAAUUUCUCGUACAUUAUUAGACAUUGGAUUGUCCAUAUGUGGACACAAACGUGUGCAUAGUAGUGAUUUUAUGAAGAUUUCUGUGUAUAUUUACAAUGGUAUUACUUAACGUAAUUAUUGGUGUGCUUAUGCUUUUGUAGCCAUGUCAUUUUUUAUCCCAAUAACUGUUCAGUAGAAUUCAGUGUUUUUAUUGUUCCAUGGGUCAUUUGAUGCCAGUAAGCCUGUACAUUGGGCAUGUUACACAAUAAAAAUUGUCCAUUCUCA
Messenger RNA from Lingula anatina, 5037 nucleotides. Its product is annotated as nuclear factor NF-kappa-B p105 subunit. The record is from RefSeq and is a predicted model, not a curated record. Gene Ontology annotation, cellular component: cytoplasm. NCBI's taxonomy places the organism in Eukaryota, Metazoa, Brachiopoda, Lingulata, Lingulida, Lingulidae. Gene Ontology annotation, biological process: signal transduction; regulation of DNA-templated transcription. Gene Ontology annotation, molecular function: protein binding; DNA-binding transcription factor activity, RNA polymerase II-specific; RNA polymerase II cis-regulatory region sequence-specific DNA binding.